This is a messenger RNA of Liolophura sinensis, 6183 nucleotides long. RefSeq names its product coiled-coil domain-containing protein 154-like. NCBI's taxonomy places the organism in Eukaryota, Metazoa, Mollusca, Polyplacophora, Chitonida, Chitonidae. The record is from RefSeq and is a predicted model, not a curated record. The transcript has 18 exons. The coding region runs from base 530 to 3154 and encodes 874 amino acids.
UACCACCACCUUAACCCCUGUCUUAGUUGUCAAGCCAAACAACCAGUACAGGUAAUUGUGUUAUCAGGUGUCCCAGCCAAACCCAAAUCAAUAGACAGACAUACAUGUGAGUAGGACAAUAUGCGCGAUGACUGUCUCCUUCCUGUAUUGAUCAAUGACUUGUUUCACUGCACUAAAUCAAUGAGGACAGCAUUCGUUUAGCAUUAAUGCGCGCCACAGGCACCGACGCUACUAUACCAUUGGUAAACACCGUACUUCAUGUCCAUGACUUUACCUGAGGUUGUCAGCAGUGCAGCAUGAUGACAGUAUCGUCUAACUGAAUAGGCAGUGAUGAUCCAUAGCAACAGCGAGCAUUUCUGACUGUUACUGGCAUCUGAGUCAGACACAAGCACCUUUGACUUUCCUGUCUCCUGACUGCUGAGUGUUAUGGUUCAUUAGUUACUGUAGAGUGUCCAUCACAAUGUGGAUUAUGUGAGGCAGGUGACCCAUCUGUCUGCGUAACCCUGAUUACUAAUUCACUACUGUUAGUAUGGAGAACCCUAGGUAUCAGAAGGCUGGGACUGCCCCCUGGUCUAAGUAUCCUUACUCCCAUAGUAGUAUCAUACAGAGUGCCGAAGGACUACUGCCAGGUGCUCAACUGCCCUCGAAGUAUGUUCAGCUGCCCUCCAUAGCCUCCCCACAACCCAGCGUAAAAAACCAGAUGGUGCCUUAUGGUUCUAAGGCGGGGAAUGCAACCCCACGAUCUGCACUAGAUGAAAUAGACACCGAGGACAAGUCCCGGCAAAUUGAGACACGUCUGGCUGUGGCAGAGAAGUCAAAUAGAGCUCUGCUGGAGGAGGUGGUGCGCCUACAAGGCGAGCUCAAGUCCUCAGCACGGCGCAAUGAGGACAUACUACGGGAGGAGCGCAAUGCGCGCAUGCAGCUAGAGAUUAGCUUGCAAACUAGUAGCGACCUGAUCGCUCAGAUGAAUGCUCGCAUAAAAAACACGGAGGAGAAAGUUCAGGAGGAGAAACUAGCUCUGAAUUCACUGGUGAACCACACCAAGAGUGUAGAACAGGCUGUGUUGGGCAGUCAGCAGGAACUGCUCAGCAAGAAGGACACACAUGGAUCACAAUUACAAGAGGUGCGCGCUAACCUAGAGGAGGCUCUAACAGCCAAGAGCACCCUGGAGCGCAUGUGUUACAGCCUGAUGGAUGACAUGAGGCAGUUGAAGGCUCGUGUGGAAGCCCAGGGCUCAGAGUUACAAACCACGUCUGCGGAUUUGAAGCAGAGAACAAGGAAACUUGAGGAUGAGCAGCGAGAAGCAGUGACGUCACUGAAGCAGCAAGGGAACAGUCGGGCAUCAGCUGAGCAAAACACAUCCCUUCUCAGGGGGCAAAUAGAGAACAGGUUAUCAGAAUUGCGUGAGGUAAUUUUGAACCUGAGGACCAAACAAGAUGAGGAGAUGGAGGAGAGACGUAAGCUGGAGCAGCGCGUGCAGAGCAGACUGAACGAUGUCAGUUCCACCGUGGCUCAACAGAACACAAAGCGAGAUGAGUUCCUGCACUCGCGGGACUUGAUGCAACGAGAGAAGGAGCAUGAGGCGAACACGGAAAGGCUGAAGCUCCAAAACAAAAUGGCUGAGAUGGUGGAGGAAGUCAGCAGAAAAAUCCUGGCCAAGGAAAUGAAGCUGCGAGAAGAAGCUCAAGAGAAAUACCUGCAGCUGGAAAAAAUUGUCACAGAGGAACAAGACGCAAGGCUGCAGUUUGAAAAAGCCCUCAGGGAUGAGAACGAGAAAAGACUGAGUUCUCUGAAAGCUCUGGAGGAUGAGGAGAUUCACACCCUCAGAGAGGCCAUAAAGAACGACAGAGGCAGAACCAAAGACACCAUACAGAAGCUGGACGAGUCCAUUUCACUGCUGGAGAAGCAAGUGCUGGAAAACAAAAAGGGAGUGGAGAAAGUGAUGACAGCUGAAAUAAAGUCACGCAAACAUCAUGAGAAAUCGACACAGAAUAAGUUGGAUGAUGUUCAGGAGAAGCUACAGGUUGCCACAGCUACACUACAGCAGGCUAUUGGAGGAAUUAAUGCUCAGGUGACUCUCCAUGAUGACCAGCUACGCCGUGAAAUGAAGACGAUGUUAGAGGAUGCAGAACAGGCGAGAACGCGUGCGCUGGCCGACAUGGAUGCUCGCCUGACCUCCCUUAAGGGUAAGAUGGGACUGACAGAGGAUAUGGUGGAGGCCAGGAUUGCGGCAGGACUAGUCAAGCAUAGGAAUCCAGAGGAAAAGGAACUUGAAGAGGCCUCUUCUGUCCUGGGCCAGAACCUCAGGGAUAGACUGGAGUCUGUGAGCCUGUGGCAGGACAUGACCAAUGGGACAGUACAGGACUUUAACAGAACAAUCCAGAAACUCACUGACCAGGUUUAUCAAUUAGAAGAAAAGUACAAGUUGUUAAAAUCCGAAAUCAACAUUAGAGUAGAUGGUGAGGCAGAUCAUAGGUUACGGGAUGUGACAGGCUUACAAACACAGAUCGCUGAACUCGGCCACUCCAGUAGCAGGAGCCCUCGUGCCCCCACCAAUACCGACAUUGCCAUAUGUCAACAGAGUAUCCGGAAGCUGGCAGAGUCCAUUCAGACAGUGAAGACGGUGUUGGGGAUGAAGAUCCAAUCAGAGCAGAAACUGAGGGUGGAAGAGGUGAAUGACCUUCAUCUCCAGGUAGUCAGCCUCAAGGCCAUGGUGGAACCUCUGGUUGAUGCUCCGCCUCAGCCGCGACUCUUUAUAACAGACCCUGAUGAGAAGGAUCGGAAGAGGGCAGAAAAACACGCCCCCGCCAUCAACAAGUGGAGUAUCUAUACUGCCUACAGGUGGUGCAAAUGGCGAGACGCCAUGAUGAAGUUACUCCCGGCUAAAUCCAAACCGUCCUCUGCAGAUCUUCAGAGAAAGCUGAACGAGCUAUUGAACACGGAGCCGGAGAAGUCUAAUGACUCGGAAAGCGAUAGCUCGGAAGAGAGCGAUAAAAAGGGGAAAUCUCCAAGCGUGUCAUCAGACAGUAGCGACUCGUCGUCCGAGUCGGUGAAGGACGAGGACAACAAACCGUCCAAGAAGAAGACGAAGAAAGAAGAAGAGUCGGGGCCUGAAUCUGAAAGUGACGACGACAUGGGGACGCGAAAAAAGUAACCCUGAAUGGACUCUGAAGUAAAAAAUUCAAUAAUGAAUGUGCUAAUUUGCCUUAUAAAUGUAUACUCAUCUCGCGGGUUCGAGACGUUGUUGUUGUUGCACUUUAUACUUACUGUGAUAUCUAUAUAGGCCUACAUGCAUGAGAUAUUGAACAUCACCGUGAAGUGGGCGGGCAGUUGUUAUAGCGGUGCACCAGACGAUACCAGGGAAGUGUCAUAGUGCUGGAAGAUGGACAGAUGUUAUAGGGGUGCACCAGGCGAUACCAGAGAAGUGUAAUGGUGCUGGAAGGCGGAGAGGUGUUAGAGCGGUGCACCAGGCGAUACCAGAGAAAUGUGAAGGUGCUGGAAGGCGGGCAGAUGUAAAAACGGUGCACCAGAGGAUACCAGGGAUGCGUUAUGUGUGAUGUAUCAGGUUGUAACAGACCGACACAACACCAGCAAUGCCCUGUGCUUGUUAUCACAGGUUGUUACAACGGGCAACACCAGCAGUACUGGUAUAUUGUGCUUGUUACAGAAGGUUGUAUCUCAACAUGUUGUAUUUGUAACCUGUUGUAUCAGAGCGACAAUAUACCAACAGUGUGUUGUGUUUGUUAUAACGACAUUGUGCGAUGUACUGAAUGUGCUGUGAUCUGAUGUAAUGGAAUGGCAGUAAUGAUAAAGAUGUGAUAGUGUGGAAAAUAAUGAUAAUUAUGCUGGCUUGAGAGGUACAAGGAUAUUAAUUACUUGCCAAUGCGUGCCUGAUUGGUAUCAAGGGAACAAAAAUCGAUUCCACCUAUUUUUUUGAACUAUUUUGUUUUGUGUUGUACCAAGGGUAAUAUUCCCAGCUCACCAUCAUGUAUACGUACCGUGUGUUUUGAGCUGUUGUUUUAUAAAAUAUAAAAGUACGUAAAGUACGUAUGGAAUUGAACCUUGAAUGAUCCUAUUGGGGCGGCUAUGGGCCACAUUUGCAGCGAUGUAGACCACUGUACUGUGGGACAGACUAUCACAACUUUCAUAUAUACAUCUUGAAAUUGUUAACUUUUCUUAAUUAGGUGCAUCAUGUUGUAAAUAGGCCUACUCAGCUUAUCACAACUUCCAUGAUGACGAUAUUAAAUUUGGACAUUUCACGCAAAGAACCAAUUAAUGUUUCCGUUUUAUUUAAGAAAGUGCCUUGUCAGUGCCAAUAUCAUUGAAAACGGGCACUAUCAAAAAGUACCUUGUCAAUGCCAAUAUCAUGGAAAACGGGCACUAUCAAAGAAAGUACCUUGUCAGUAGCCUACCAAUAUCAUGGAAAACGGGCACUAUCAAAGAAAGUACCUUGUCAGUACCAAUAUCAUGGAAAACAGGUACUAUCAAAGAAAGUUCCUCGUCAGUGCCAAUUUCGUGGAAAACGGGCACUAUCAAAGAAAGUACCUUGUCAGUGCCAAUAUCAAGGAAAACAGGCACUGUCAAAGAAAGUACCUUGUCAGUACCAAUAUCAUGGAAAACCGGCACUGUCAGAGAAAGUACCUUGUCAGUACCAAUAUCAUGGAAAACAGCCACUGUCAAAGAAAGUACCUUGUCAGUGCCAAUAUCAUGGAAAACAGGCACUAUCAAAGAAAGUACCUUGUCAGUGCCAAUAUCAAGGAAAACAGGCACUGUCAAAGAAAGUACCUUGUCAGUACCAAUAUCAUGGAAAACCGGCACUGUCAGAGAAAGUACCUUGUCAGUACCAAUAUCAUGGAAAACAGCCACUGUCAAAGAAAGUACCUUGUCAGUGCCAAUAUCAUGGAAAACAGGCACUAUCAAAGAAAGUACCUUGUCAGCGCCAAUAUCAUUGAAAACAGGCAACGUUAAUAUUUGAGGCAACUUCUAAAUUCAUGACAUCUAUACAUUUUUUCACGCUUCAUCCUUUAUGUGUUACAUUUUUCGGGUUUCAUGGAAUAAAUUUUAUGUAGUAGCGCAGCAUGUUUGAGUUUAUAGCUACGUUUUUAAAAUGCAGCAUAUUUCCACCAUAAUGGUAGGCAGCUUAAUAAACAGCUUAAUUUAAGGCUCCUAAGACUACGCUGGAUAGGCCUACUGUGUUUGGCCAGAAUGUACACAGCGUUUGCCAGAAAAUGUAAUUGUUUCACACACAACAAGGUUGUGCUAUCAAAAAACCGUUCUGUUUGUGAAUAAGGCUUAUAAAAUGUAGACCUACCAUUUCACUUCUUGCAAAAAGGAUGUCUUCCUGGCAUCGACUUGUCGGUCUCUUAAGCAUAGUGCUGUUUUGCACAGACGUUACUUUGUAUUGGUGAUAAUCUCGUAAUGUCUGUCUUCUACUUGCCGGUCGUUGUUACUCGGGGACUUACCUUACCUAAAGACACAAAAGUAUACGCCCAUACAGUUUAACAUGCAUGAAGUGUAAUACUAGUAUCUGUGAUCUGCGGUAUAGAGUGCACAUUCUGGCGUGAACAGUCUGCCAGUUUCGAGAAUCCGUGAUUUUUAAAAAUAUGAAUGACGGUUGCCGUUUUUUUCUUAAUUAGGGGAUUUUGCAUUUGUGUAAGUGUAGUUAAUUUACCGUGACACAAUUCAGUGUAUGAGGUAAAGAAAGACAAUGUACAGUAAAUUAGUUUAGUAGAUCUAUUUGUGAAACUUGUGAUUUGUUGAUGAUGACAUUCUCUGGUGUUCUCUGAUCAAGUCGUUGUGGUUGUUUUAUAUUUAUUAACGUUUACAGGGCUAUUCAAGCCUCGGCAAUGCAUUCUCCUGACGCUGAUGUUGAUAUUUUUGCGCUUUGUUUUCUAAAUGAAAUUAUCUUGUUCACAAAACUCUGUGUUGUCUAUUCGAACCUGUGAGUUCAGAUAUUAACAGAAUGGGAAGAGACCUUUGGCAGGAACUGGUUUCCUUUUGUCUGUAGUGCCUACAGUACAGGCCGUCGCUCGUUCCAACAUGAACCAUACCUGAGAUUUCUUCUUUAAAGGAAACGUUGCGGCACAAUUUCACCGUAUAGGUCCGAAGUACCCGACGUAACCGAGAGAUCACAGACGGAUACGAAGUUAUUUCUUUGGACAACAAUUCAUUGCGCUGCAAAGA